This is a messenger RNA of Asterias rubens (European starfish), 3796 nucleotides long. RefSeq names its product serine/threonine-protein kinase mos-like. Gene Ontology annotation, molecular function: ATP binding; protein kinase activity. The record is from RefSeq and is a predicted model, not a curated record. Lineage: Eukaryota; Metazoa; Echinodermata; Asteroidea; Forcipulatida; Asteriidae. Gene Ontology annotation, biological process: protein phosphorylation.
UACCAAGUAGGCCCUAUAGUUUAAUCUCGCGCUUAUGCCCACAACCAUCUUUUCCUGAAAAGGACUGGAGAAAGUCUACUCCUCAUAAAUAUUUAAUGUAGAACAUUAUAAAUGUACGAGGCAUAACCCUGGUAUAUUUGUAGAGGCCCUUGCAGCCAGUCAGUUGAAUCCAAGCGUAAAAAUACCACGCAGGGCAUGUGUGUCAUUCCCACUAUGCCGGUACAAGGGAAUACACGUGCGAAAACUAGCUGCAACAUCAUGCAAAGCCGGCAGAAGUGGGUGAUUUUUGCCGCGCUUUUUCGUCAUGGCAUUUAGGAGGUAAUCACGGCAAGGGCGUCAUUCUUUUCGUCUUCAAAGGGGCAUUGUGGUGACUCUAUUAUGGCCAAGCAACUGACCAUUGUGUGUUCUUAUUCGCGCCCAAAUCUAAACGGUGUUACGUCACGAGAAUGACUAAGAUUUUUCAAGUGAUUAUCAACCUACUGUGGAGACACUUGGUGCCCUUUGGUAUUUACAAAAAGUACGUCAAGAGAUUCAGACGUUACGAAUCUGCAGAGAAUCUGUGCAAACAUUCGAGCUCAGACGACGACUUGAGACACUUAGCGAGAAACAGAAGAUAUCGUUCCGUUGGUGAGACCGACUGUAAUUGGUAUAGAACUAAAGAGUAUUCGUAUAGAGAACUGGAACUAAGAAGUAUGCCGUGUGAUACAACAGACAACUGGGUGAGAUAUCAGGACGACAACAUGGUGAUUCCAUGCAACGGACAAGUCAACUCGGCCUUUGUGACCAACUCGACUCACGAGGACAGCAAUGGUAAUGGCUGCAUGACUUUGAAUGAUAAUUGGGUAAAUGAUAAUUGCAACACUAAAAUUACUCAAACGGACUUCAGCAUCGAUGGUGUGAUUGGAAGUGGCGGAUUCGGUUCGGUGUUCUUGGGGCGGUACGGUGGCCGGCGUGUUGCCGUGAAAAGCCUGCGACAGCGCACUAACAGGGAGGCAAGCCGGCAAAGUUUCAGGGCAGAAUUCAACGCACUGUACCUCAGACAUGACAAUAUCGUCAGCGUGUUAGCCACUACAGCUUUCGAGGACUUUGAAGCUGGUGCAUUUAUCAUUAUGGAAUAUGCAGGUAGGCGCAAUCUGCAACAGAUAAUUAACGACCCUGGGAGGAGUCUAACUCCCACGCGGAGAACCAAGUAUGCUGUGCAAAUCAUCCGGGCACUGCACUACACCCACUCACAAGGUAUUGCACACCUAGACGUUAAACCAGCCAACGUGAUCGUGGACAGCAACGACAUCUGUAGACUAGCUGACUUUGGUUGCUCGCAAAGAGUUCAUGAUGGUGAAGGUAACAUCUCCUUUACGAGCCCCUCCCAUCUCACCGGCACAUUUGCCUACCGUGCACCCGAGCUUCUUCGCGGCAGAGCACCCACGACCAAAGCAGACAUUUAUUCAUUCGGUGUAACCUUGUGGCAGAUGCUGACCAGAGAGACGCCAUUUGCAGGUGAGAACCAACAUGUGGUUAUUUUUGGUGUCGUUGCCCAUAACCUCCGCCCGAGCCUUCCCGAGAACGCUAACGAGGCCUGGUAUGAGAGUCUAGUCAGGAAAUGCUGGGAGGGGAGCGUUUCUAAACGACCAACCGCAGCAGAGAUGUUGGUUGCCCUGGAAAGCCGAGUAGAUGGUGACGAGUCACAAACCUGAAGAGACACUUUUUUGACGGCUUGAAUGCAGUCUACGAGUUUCUCUGAGAGGUGAUUUUGUAUUGCCGUUUGUGUGAGUUAUUCACAAGUGCCGAUUUUUAUGAAGUCCUUGGCUGUUAUUGAGUAGUCAGGUGAAUUUGACAGUCCGCUUGCCUUUACUUUUUGAGUCUAAGGUAAAUUAACCAAUGGACUCCCUCAUGGCCUAAAGACAGUACAACCGUUAUUCUUUUAACGCUAUUUUUUACUACCUGGUGUGAAUAUUUUAACGGUUUUUCUUUGUUGCAACAUUACUAUUUCAUCGAGAAUAUUUUCAACCAUAAUUUCAGCCGUGAGGUUCAUUUUAACUUCCUUGCAAUCGUAAUUGAAAUUAUGAUAAUUUGCAAAAUAUUGAUCUGUGACCAAAAUGAGGUUGAUAUGUUGUUUUAAAAUGCAUUAUGUGACAGUACUAAUUGACAGAAUUUUAAUUUGCAUAUCAGUCACGUGAUUUGAAGUUCCAACUCUCACCUAGGCAAGUACUAGUUCUGAUUAUUUUUAAAUAUUAAGUUGUUUAUAUCCUUAACAUUUUUGAAUUUAUAAACGAUUGUUUUAUAUAUUAUUCUCAGUGUAUUUAUUAUUUUGUUAAAUUCUUGAAAUGCUAUAUAUUUUGAAAUAACUGUUAAUCACUUUUUAUCUUAAUUGGAGAAAAUACAAAAAAUAUAAGCGUGUAUUUUGUUUUCUAAUAUUAUGUUUUCAGUGUAAAGUGCAAUAUAAUACUAAAGUGCCUUUCCUCACCAUAGUGAGAAGCUUUUAAACAUAUAACUCACCAUUCCAAUUUCAGGUUUGCAAUAAUAUAAUCAACUUCCGAAUACGAACAUAUUUAUUUUCUUAUCAAAGUUUAGUUUCUUGCAUAUUAUAUGUCUUUGUACAAGAGUUUGUAUGAUAAAUAUUUUGAUGUUUUUGUAAAAAUUAUCUGGAUUAAUUAAAAAUCGGGUUUCAUAAUCACAUAUGUUCUUCAAAUGUGCCCGAUUUGAAGAAUUUUGUUGGGAAAACGGUUUUACUCAAAGGGUAAAACCUAAAAAUGUUUUGAAAGGAAAUGUGUUAAGUUGCACAUCUGGGAAAAUGGCGUGUGGUCUUUUGGUCUGUCGAGUUUAGAACACUAACAAGAGUGGAUUUCUAAAGCAAAAUGGAAAUAAAAUUUGUGUAACCUUUUUUUCACGAUAUCAGAACACAUCAUUGGAAUGUUCUCCUCGGGAAUACUAGCAAUCACUCUUUAUCUUUAAUUGGCUACAUUUAGGUAAAUUUAAAAAUAAAUGCAAAGGGAUUUUGCUGUGUGGUAUUGACCUUUCUAUUGUUGAUGAAUAAACGCCGAUUUGCGGGGGCGUCGAAUGCAACUAUAACAUUCACUUGUGUUAACAGAUGUUGUGAGUUGUGACACAAUUCAACAAUUUCUGCAAACUUCUGACAUAAUCGGUUGCUUUGUUUCCAACAGAUAAACACUAUUUUCUUUUUUACAUUUCGUGUGACAUUUGCUCCAAACUGUGGCCAUCUGUUCUUUGUUUUACAUUAAUGGCUUUCCAUAGUUCUUUUAACUAAUGCCUUUAUACAUUUUGUGGUGUUUACUUUUUGGUUUUCCUUUGUGAAAUACGGGUCGACUGGAAAUUAAAAUUGUACAUCAACUUUUCCCAUAAUUAUUCUUUGUAUUUUGACAGAAGUGACCGUACAAAGAUCGAGUCCUGUUUGAAGUAUGUGGGUUAUCACAAUUUUCUGCAUAGCCCUUUACAAUCCACUCGAGUCUAUAAAAUUAUUGGUAUUCAUUUAUUUAUGAUUUUAUGGUUUUUAUUGCGGGUUAUUGUUUUGUGCAUGAAAAUGUAUCUGCAAAUGUAUUUCUCGAGUGUUUACAUGUUAAUACUAAUACACUCGUUGAAAUGAACGGCCCAUUACAAUGUGUGCACACAACCAAAAUAGACGCACGCCUUCAAUGUGGCUCAAUUUAAGAAUUGUACAAAUAAAAUCAUUAUUUGGGAAAUAAUCAGAAGCCCUAGGCCAAAGUCUAUCUUAAACGUGGGAAACUCAUUAAUAAUUCAUGGGUUUGCCUUUACUGCUGGUUGAAUGGUUAUCCCAAAA